This is a messenger RNA of Lepus europaeus (European hare), 1437 nucleotides long. It is a transcript of the gene MMP10, whose product is annotated as matrix metallopeptidase 10. Gene Ontology annotation, molecular function: zinc ion binding; metalloendopeptidase activity. Gene Ontology annotation, biological process: collagen catabolic process; extracellular matrix organization; proteolysis. NCBI's taxonomy places the organism in Eukaryota, Metazoa, Chordata, Mammalia, Lagomorpha, Leporidae. The record is from RefSeq and is a predicted model, not a curated record. Gene Ontology annotation, cellular component: extracellular matrix. Bases 1 to 1437 code for a protein of 478 amino acids. The transcript has 10 exons.
AUGAACCAUCUUGUCCUCCUUGUGCUGCUGGGUCUGUCGGUCUGCUCAGCUUACCCUCUGAAUGGGGCAGUGAAGGAAGAGGACCCAAACAUGGAACUUGUCCAGCAAUACCUAGAAAACUACUACAACCUCGAAAAAGAUGUGAAACAGUUUGUUAGAAGAAAGGACAGUAGUCCUGUUGUUAAAAAAAUCCAAGAAAUGCAGAAGUUCCUUGGGUUGGAGGUGACAGGCAAGCUGGACUCCAACACCCUGGAGGUGAUACGCAAGCCCAGGUGUGGCGUUCCUGAUGUCGGUCACUUCAGUACCUUCCCUGGCACCCCAAAGUGGACAAAAACUCACCUAACUUACAGGAUUGUGAAUUACACACCCGAUCUGCCAAGAGAUGCUGUUGAUGCUGCCAUUGAGAAAGCUCUGAAAGUCUGGGAGGAGGUGACUGCACUCACGUUCUCCAGGAAGUACGAAGGAGAGGCUGACAUAAUGAUCUCUUUUGCAGUUAGGGAACACGGAGACUUUUAUCCUUUCGAUGGACCGGGAUCCAGUCUGGCUCAUGCCUACCCACCUGGGCCUGGGCUUUAUGGAGAUGUCCACUUUGAUGAUGAUGAAAAAUGGACAGAGAGUACAUCAGGUACCAAUUUAUUCCUCGUUGCUGCUCAUGAGCUUGGCCACUCCCUGGGUCUGUUUCACUCAGCCAACCCUGAAGCGCUGAUGUACCCAGUCUACAGCUCCUCCUUCACAGACCUGGCCCCGUUCCGCCUUUCUCAAGAUGAUGUGGAUGGCAUCCAGUCCCUCUAUGGCCCUCCGCCUACCUCUCCUGGUACUUCUGUGGUGCCCACAGAACCCAUCCCUCCAGCAUCUGGGACACCAGCUAAGUGUGAUCCAGCUUUGUCCUUCGACGCGAUCAGCACUCUCAGGGGAGAGAUCCUGUUCUUUAAAGACAGAUACUUUUGGCGCAGAUCCCACUGGAGCCAUGAACCUGGUUUUCAUUUGAUUUCUUCAUUUUGGCCCUCUCUGCCAUCAAAUUUGGAUGCUGCCUAUGAGGUUAAUAGCAAGGAUACUGUUUUUAUUUUUAAAGGAAAUAAGUUCUGGGCAGUCAGAGGAAAUGAGGUACAAGCUGGUUACCCAAAAGACAUCCGCACCCUGGGUUUCCCUUCAACCAUAAGGAAAAUUGAUGCUGCCAUUUCUGAUAAGGAAAAGAAGAAAACAUACUUCUUUGUAGAAGACAAAUACUGGAGAUUUGAUGAAAACAGCCAGUCUGUGGAGCGAGGCUUCCCCAGACGAAUAGUGGAUGACUUUCCAGGAGUUGAACCAAAGGUUGAUGCUGUAUUAGAGGCGUUUGGGUUUUUAUACUUCUUCAGUGGAUCAUCGCAGUUUGAGUUUGACCCUAAUGCCAAGAGGGUAACACAUAUAUUUAAGAGUAACAGCUGGUUACUUUGUUAG